UUGCGCAGCUGUGCCUCUCACGCCUUUUAUUUAAGAGCCCACCCCCGGGGUUUGGAAUUUUUUUUCCAUCUCCGAAUUCUCCUGGUCGUUGGGCUUCCUGCGAUCCUGAUCCCCUUCUCAUUCCAUCCUCGCCGGGCUCCGGCCAAUCUCCACUCGCGGCGUUUCUUUCGGCUUCAGAAGCGGAGGAGGAGCAGAGAAUUCCGGGGUUUUAUCCCAGAAGUGGAAAACUACAUUUGAUGGUCGCAGAAACUAGAUAUUAGAAUUUGAUCGUAAAAUGAUACUGAGUUUUUGAUAUAAAAUGGUAGAAGACAAAAAUCCAUCACAAGAUACGGUGCAGAUAAGUGGACAUGUCGCACUUCAGAAUGUUUCUUACAAGGAUGUCGUGGAGAUAAAAUUGGCAGAUACUGUGGAUUCUGAUAAUUAUGGCGGUAAUUUUGUCAAGGAUGUCUGUGUUGAUGAAGGGGCACUGCUUCAUCGGAAGAAUUCAGAAGAAAAACCAGUAGAUAAAAGGUCAUCCCCAAAUUUCAGUUGCCAAAUGAUCGAUGCAAACAGUGACACAAGAUAUGGGAAGAAAGAUGAUUCUAGAAAGUCUGUGCACGAACUAAAACUAGGAACAGUUGUACCAGUUGACUUUGUUCCUGAUUGUGACAACGAGAAACAGCACUCUUCUGGCAAAGGGAAUGAUCAUGAAGAUCGGAUCACUACUGAUUACACUGCAAGCGAUCCCAGUGAGAAGAAGAUAAGUUUGCAAGAGUUACUUCUCCUCGAAAGUGCAGAAGAAUCCCGACAUGCAAGCACAAUAAAUUCCGAGAGCAGUGAAAAACAUAAGUGCUCUCUUCAUGUGGAAGUUGGACAGACUUCCAAAGAUGGCUUUCCUGAUGCUCAGGUUUUUUUGACCAACACCAGUGAGCAAGUCAGUAAAGAUAGUACCAGUGGUUGCUCAGGAACGAUGUCAGAAUAUCAUGAUGCAGCUGCUACACUGGAUGUGAGAGAACCACAAAAAAUUGAUCGCUACAACCCUUUCAUUGAUCAUAGGUUAGAGGAUCCCUCAGAACCUGAGUACUCUAUACCAGGAAUCACAGAUGCUGCUUCCACAGAUUCCAUCCACACCGUUGACAAUGUGGCAAGUGGCUCCUCAGGAUUAGAUGAGGUCGAAACAGCUGAACCCAGGACGGAUACUGUGAGUAGUAGUAGUUCAGACAUUCAAUCAUCUGAGAAGAGUAAUGAUCAUAGUGAAAUUAUUGUUAGCAAGGCCAUCACUGGUGCAGUGGAUGAAACAGCAGUUGCUACAUCGUCAUCAAGCAAUGCUGAACCUAGUGAUGCGAAUGGGGAGAAUAAAGAGAAAUGCGCGAGGGGCGGUGUCGCUGAUCAGAUAGAUGAGGAGCACUGCUUAGGCACCGACGAUGCAGUCAGUAAGAGCUCCACCCUUGAGCAAGAUCAUUCUUCAUGGGUGGAACAAACGAUGCCCGAAAGUUCAAAAGCAACUGCUCAAGCUGGCAACGACAAUCCCUCUGAACCGAACUUCUUUGGCCCCAGCAUCAUGUCAGGGCCAGUGUCGAUGUCCGGCCAUAUAGCGUAUUCAGGGAACGUCUCUCUUCGGUCGGAUAGCAGCACCACUAGCACCCGGUCCUUCGCAUUUCCAGUGUUACAGAGGGAGUGGAUCAGCAGCCCGGUGAGGAUGGCGAAGGCGGAACGCCGGCGCAGCAGGCGGCGCCGCGUCUGGAGGAAAGGGCUCAUCUGCUGUAAGUUCUGAUCGGCCGCGGUCGCCCUCGCAUCUUCUGCUGAAAUUCAGCUCGUGCGCGCUCUCCGGAGGUGAACAAACAUCGUCGGGAACCCAUUUGGAUCGACGAUGGUACGUAUUUCCUUGGAAAGUUUGGAACCGGACAGCAAGUUCGAGCUUGGGCACUGAACUUUCCCAGGAAAUACCACUCAUCGAAACAUCCCCAACGCUCUCCUCGCUGGCGCGCCACGCAUAGCCCUGCUCCUACUAUUGACCUGGAGCUGAGGUUGACGACGACGGCUUGCCGGAAUUCGCAGUGGCUUGAACGUGAAGGUAUAUAUAGCUCUUGUAGGGUAGUGAAUUGCUCUUUUUUUUUCUUCCUUUCGUUCCUGCAUGGUUUUCGUUCGAUCGAGGGAGAGUAGUGAUCGAUCACACUUAGUAGAGAGAGAGGUGGUUGAUUUAGGUGUACAUCCUUUGGUUGCAUAAAUUUAUUAUGCUGUGAAAAUUCGUUCGUUCUAUUCUAUAUUAUUAAAAUUGGUCUUCUCGUUGGUUUA
Molecule: messenger RNA, 2274 nt
Organism: Panicum virgatum (switchgrass)
Lineage: Eukaryota; Viridiplantae; Streptophyta; Magnoliopsida; Poales; Poaceae
Exons: 4
Coding region: 299-1753 (484 amino acids)
Biological process (GO): regulation of asymmetric cell division
Source: RefSeq, a predicted model, not a curated record